AAUACAAAUCUUCCAAAUAGAUUUAAAGCAAGUGAAAUGCCAGAUAAAGUUAAACAAUGGAUUAAUGAAUUACAAAUUGCAGCUGAACAUUCUGAUAAUAUGUUUAUAAAAAAGUUGCUAUUGGCUUAUAAAGUUUUAUCUACAAAUGAAUUUAAUGAUUUAACAAAUAAAAUUAAAUGUAGAUUAGUAAAAGUUUUAGAAACAUUUAAACAAUAA
Molecule: messenger RNA, 216 nt
Organism: Cetraspora pellucida
Lineage: Eukaryota; Fungi; Glomeromycota; Glomeromycetes; Diversisporales; Gigasporaceae
Source: the annotation of a GenBank genome assembly